AUGGUUUGGAAACCGCUCCCUCGCAUAGCCUUCGCCGUCGCCAUAUACCCCUUCCAAGCCUCAUCACCCGCGGACCUACCUCUCGAGAUCGGCGACGAGCUUUACAUCAUAGAACAAGGAGGAGUCGAUGGCGCCUGGUACCGCGGCUAUCUGGUUGCGCCGCCAUCACUGCUGUCGGGCCUAACCAGCGUCAAGGGAAAGACGUUAGAAGCGCGCGUAUUCACCGGCAUAUUUCCGCGAUGUUGCGUUGAAGUGCGGGAACUGCUGGCGGAGGGAAGGGUGCGCCGGCGCAGUGGGGGGCACGGUGAACGAAUAGCGAACUCGUACGGGCAAGGCGAUCAGGGCGAGCACCGCUCAAACGGAAUCAUCACACCACCGGACAGCAUACAUGCAGGCGAUCCUCUGUGCAGAGCAGACAGCGGACUCAAAAACAGAACCUCAAAGUCGAGCACACCGUCAGGGCUUGAUUCCGUCGUUCCAGGCCACUCGAGUAUUAGACAUGGGUGGCAUGGUGGAAAGCGAGCAAAAACCCAAGCGACCGAACAGGCAACCGGGACAGGGGGUAUGCAGAGCCUUGCUCAGCUUCCAACAUCUUUCGACCACCGCGAUCCGAACUCUCCAAGACCAAAAGCGCCAGUGCCAAUGUUGAAGGUUGGUGACGAGACCAUCACUUCCGCUGAAGAGCCGCUUGUGGAUGAAAUUGCAUCGUGUCUCAGGGAAUGGCACUCCCUCAAGCUUCAUGAGUUUCUCCUCGCUAGGCGGUACAGCGGCUUAGACAAGAUGUCCACUCUAGUGCAGAAGUUGGAUACUGCGCGGCGGCAGCUGCUCCACAAGGUUCUGACUGCGCAAGAGCUUCACAGCCUGCGGGAGACGAUCAUAUGGGACUUGGUGAACGGCAACAAGAUGUUCAACGGGGAGGUCAUUGUACGGAGCGCUGAGCAGAGAGGUCGAAUCCUGACUGCAGAUGAUUCGGCUGUCGAGCUUACUGCACUGCAAUCCAUGAUGAGUCUGUUAGACGAGCGGCCCGUGCCUAGUGUUGACGAGCACAGGCUUCAUCACCUCGCUGUUGAACUGAAGACCUUCUCUGGGCAAGCAGAAGAACCGACUACCAUCAAUCUGUACCUAUGCUCGAAGAGCCCCGGGGAUGCGCCAAGGCCACUAUCCGAGAUGUUCGCCAUCGACAUCCGUGCCAAAGAUGCAUUGUCAGCAGCCGGCUCUGAAGACACACUAAGGACUCUUUUCACCGAUCUGAGCGCUGCAGACAUCGGGGAAGGAGCAGGUUCCGGAUCAAAUCUUUUCUUAGUUCUGAAAGUCCUGACAAAUGCACCUUUCCGGACUUCAACUACCCUCCCUUGGAUACCAAAUCCGCCUCGUGAGAGCACUUCUAGCCAGUCUUCGCCGGACAUCUACCAGUCAAAUGCAAACAACGUCAAACCCGGCAGGAGAAGUCUUAUGUGGAGUCAGAAGAACCAAAAGGGACGAAAGGACUCGGAACAUUCGAUCAAAGUUUCUGAAACACGACCAACGAGCGGAUCGUCCAACCGUGCCAACGCAAUAGAGCCACGAAACAUUCCUGCUACAAGAGCAACGUCAUCAAGAGACGCGAAGACAGCAAAGCGUACAGUUGCCAUUGGUGUCCUACGCGUUGACCAGCUGCUGAAGGAUCACGGGGAAGCCGAGCGGGACAUGACCGUCUGGGCUCCAGCUCCCGGGUUCGAGGAGACCGAAGAGCAGGGUCGAUGGGACAAUCUCAUUCCUGAGCUUAUUUCUAGUCCGACCGGGCAAUACAGGCAGUACGCGACCAUCAAUCACUUCCGAAUGCAUUUGAAAUCAUUCGAGCAUGCGGACGCAGAAACCCUUGUCGAGAAAACACCAACCCUGCUCCACAGUAUCUUCCAGACGCGCAAAAUUGGCUUCUCCGGAGCGCCCACAAAGCCGCGAAGUGACAUAUACCUCACCUUGAUUGAGCCGUUCCUGCCACGUAAUGCGAGUCUGUCCCAUCCAAAAUCUGGAAGUGCGCCGCUGGCGGCGCAGACAGGCAUGGCUAAUCUUCAACUCACGCUUGAGGUUCGCAGGUCGACCGGCGAGCGUAUCGAAAACUGCAUCUAUCCGUCAUGCAACAGCGCUGGACACACUGCUUGGCGGACCCCUGCUAUAGAGAGAGGCGAAUCCUGGAAUCUCACCGUCCGCCUCGCCAUCAGCUCUGAGGAUGUGCCUGGGUCGCAUGUGGUCAUGAGCAUCGCUGAUGCCCCAGGCUUUCCAUUCGCCCUCUGCUGGAUACCUCUCUGGAGUCGCGAAGCCUUCAUACGCGAUGGGGACCAUUCCCUUGCUUUGUACAAGUACGAUGAAUAUACUUCAAGCAUGAUUUCAGGACGAGGGGCCUAUCUUGCGCUUCCGUGGAGCACUAGAAAGAAGGACGAGGCAUUUUUCGUGCCUUCGAUGGCUGCGUUGCGGCUCCGCACAUACCUCUGUAGUACGAAAUACUCUCAGGAUCCGAAUCUCCUGGGCCUCCUUAAGUGGAGAGAGCAAGGUGCGGGGGAAGUGAUUGCUGUGCUCAAGAAGUUCCCUUUUGUCCCAGAGAUCGAGAUCGUUAAGUUACUGAAUGAAGUCUUCGAUGCCUUGUUCGAAAUUUUGAAUGAGUACGCAGGAAGCGAAGAGUACGAGGACCUCAUCUUCAAUGCUCUGGUGGCGGUGCUGGGAAUCGUCCACGACCGGCGCUUCAGGCUGAGCCCUCUUGUUGAUCAGUACGCGAAGACCCAUUUUCAGUACCUGUCUGCAGCUCCUUGCUUGCUUCGGAGUUUCAAUCGCCUCCUGGCCAAUCCUCUGGACUCGGAUGCAUCUCGGAAGCUACGCGCUGCGUUCAAAGUUGGAGGGCACGUCUUCAAGUUCAUCGUAACCGCUCGACAGCAGCAGUCUAUUCAGCAAGCGGGUGUUGGCAUCAGCAGACAGUCCAACUUCGCCAGAGAUUUACAAACCGUUUUUACAUCAAUGCAGGCCCUCAUGUUAAACUCCGCUCCAGUACUGGUUGGGACCAAGACGCUGCUGGUCCAGGCCUUCCACACAUGGCUGCCGGAACUCAUGCCUUUGCUAAAUGCCCAGGAGGUCUUAAAAGUAGCCACCGGCUUUGUCGAGUCUUGUGCCAACGUCCAGGGGAGGCUGAUCCUCUACAAGCUGGUUCUUUUAAUUCAUCUCUCUCACCUCAAUGUUCUCAAGACACCGGACCUCCGGCGCCGCCUCAUCCAUAGCACGAUUCGCUGGAUCGCACCCCACUGGGGAGUGACCGAAGCCGUCACUGAGCAGUGGAAAGACCAAGUCCGUUUGUGCUGCUCUGUGGUUGCAUCUCAGCUGAGCGAGCUUGGACAAGAGGCUUGUGAAUACAUCCCGAAGCUGGUCGAUUCUUACCGUUCAAUCCGGUCCACGCCGCAAUCAUCAAAAGAGCAAUUGUCAUUGCUGUUCCCGUCGUCAUAUCCGUUCCCGACCCGAUCCACUGCCGGCAGCGCGAGGUUCGACGAGGCCCUAGUCGAAAUCUCCGCCGUGCUCGCUGCGAUAACUAAUCUGCCAAUGAACAUUCACCUUGAUCUCCCAAGAGAUGACCUUGCCGAUUUCCUUCUCAAAACACUACAAGUGUACAUCUCUAUACUAAACGGCGAGGCAUUUCCGAAGUCGUGGUUGAGUGUGUACAGCUUCCACCACAAAUCCACCAUCAAGUCACUGGGGAAGCUUUCCAGCAUACUUAUCGAACACUUCGUCCCUGACCCGGAUGAGAUUGAUCAGUUCAAUACCGAGCUCUGGCGGGCGUUCUUCGAUGCGCUGCUGAAAGUUGUGGGCAGCGACGCACUUGCGCUGGAGGUCUUUCCCGAACAGAAGCGAAGGGCUGUGUGGAAGAUCGCAGGCGAUGUUCGCGAGCUUGGUGCGGAAUUGCUACGCCUCAGCUGGGAUGCGAUAGGAUGGGAGACGGAUGCUGAAGAACGCAGAAGUUACGGCAUAGAGAAGAUGGGAGGGUUCCAGGUUCAGUACGUCCCCAGCCUCGUAGGGCCGAUCGUGGAGCUCUGUCUGAGCGUCCAUGACGGUUUGCGGGGCGUGGCCAUCGAGGUCCUACAGAGCAUGAUUGUCAGCGAGUGGACGUUAAGCCAAGAUCUGGAAAUCGUACAAGCUGAGAUCGUCGAAUGCUUAGACUGCCUAUUCAAAACCAAGCGUCUUACGGAGAGCCUCGAUCAGCAGCUCUUCGUCAAAGAGCUUACGGAAUUGUUCGAGCCCUUGGCGCAGAUCCCAGACGAACCGUUGUACUCUGCAGUGAAGGGUCUGAUCUCGACAAUUGACGAGCUGCUUGAUUUGUUGGUGGCUGUGCACAGUACUGGGUCUACCGAGAGUGGCUUCCAUCUUAUGGAUACCCUCCACCUGAUGGAGUUUCUCAAGGAUUUACGGAAAGAAGAUAUAUACAUCAAGUACGUGCACGAUCUAGCACAGCUACAAAGUGAAUCCGGAAACCACACAGAAGCUGGCCUUGCGCUGCGUCUACAUGCGGACCUUUAUCAAUGGGAUCCUACCGUAGCUGUAGAGGCGCUGGUCGAUCCGCUCUUUCCUGCGCAAACUGAGUUUGAGCGCAAAGAGCAACUCUACUUCAGGAUGAUCAAGCAGUUUGAGGAAGGUCUAUCCUGGGAUAACGCUCUUGACGCCUAUUCGGAGCUCUUGGACCAGUACGAACACAGCAUCUUCGACUUCUCGAAGCUUGCAAGGGCGCAGAGAGCCAUGGCAACCAUCUAUGAGAGUAUCAGCAAAGGCGAAAUAGAGAACCCCCGGUACUUCCGCGUGGUGUACAAGGGCUUGGGUUUCCCUAGUGGACUCAGAGAUAAGCAGUUCAUUUUUGAGGGCCGGCCGAACGAUCGGGUGGCGACAUUCACAGAUCAUUUACAGAAGCUGCACCCCGCGGCACAGAUACUGACACAUGCCGGCGAAGAAGACCUCGAAGGGCAGUAUCUCCAAAUUUCUGCCGUCAGCCCGCAAAGAGACCUGCUUCACCCAAUUUGCCAGCGUGCAAGGGUGCCGCAACAUAUUCGCGAUUACUGUUUGCUAUCCAGGCCAGGGCAAUUCGCGACGACUUCACGGAGGCAGCGUAGCGACGGUAACGCCUAUGGAGCAACUGUGCAAAAGACGGUGUACACGACUGCUGAGCACUUUCCAACCAUACUAAAGAGAAGUGAGAUAGUCGAGGUGGCCACCGUAACUUUGAGCGCUUUGCAGACCGCGGUAGAGCGAACCACACGGAAGACAUCGGAGCUGUUGGCGAUCGAGAAACGCAUCACGGAGGGGGAAGACGGCGCUUUCAAUCAACUGACUGACGCGCUAAUGUUGUCGGUGGUGUCCGCGUCCGAAUCGAGCGUUGCGAACCACCGUCGGCUUCUGCCACAGCGCGAAGACGGCGAUCUUGAUGAAGACAUCGAGCAGGAGCCCUCGAUGGAUCCGUUGCAAAACGCGCUUAGGACAGCCAUGGUAGAUCAUGCGGUCGCGAUCAAGCGUUGUCUAGGCCUGUUCUCCCGACCAGCUCAGCAGGCUACCAAAGCACAUCUGACGGAACGCUUCGAAACUACAUAUGCACCAGAGCUAGAAUUCCUCGCCGCGGGAGUUCCGGGUUCCUUUAUGCGCUCGCCCACCGGAUCUUGGCUGGCUCACGCUUCGCCGUCCCUCGCAGCUGCCUCUGUACCAUCUCGGUCUUCCAUGGAUGACAUACAUCACUCACGAGUGGCUUCAUCUGACUCACGGCAUACGCGCCAUGACAAGUCCCGGCUUAGCCUCACAUUCCGCAAGCGGUCUUCAGCGAUGGCAGAUCAGCACGCCCAGAGUCAAGCCGGUGCGACGAGGUCGAUUGAUGAGACUCGCGACGAGUUCAUACCCACACGUAGCAAGGGGUCGAGCAGUCGUCAGCUGAGCUCGCUGGAGGACAAUGCGACGGCUGACCACAACGGGCAGGAUUUGGAUGCACUAACGCCGAGCCAGCGCAGUAUGAGCGGUGAGCGGCAUGAGACAACGAGAAGCGAUCAAUCGUUCGGGGAGAAAGUUGGUAGCGUUAAGAAGAGGCUGAGCCUUUUGAGUAUUGGGAAAAAGGCAAGUAAGAACAGUGUGAAAGAGACAAGAUCGCCGAGGAGCGUGGCUGAGGAGUAG
Molecule: messenger RNA, 6159 nt
Organism: Coniosporium apollinis CBS 100218
Lineage: Eukaryota; Fungi; Ascomycota; Dothideomycetes
Exons: 2
Coding region: 1-6159 (2052 amino acids)
Biological process (GO): small GTPase-mediated signal transduction
Cellular component (GO): cytoplasm; plasma membrane
Molecular function (GO): small GTPase binding; guanyl-nucleotide exchange factor activity
Source: RefSeq, a predicted model, not a curated record